Messenger RNA from Dalotia coriaria, 2795 nucleotides. RefSeq names its product Heat shock protein 70 cognate 5 (gene Hsc70-5). Gene Ontology annotation, biological process: protein folding. The record is from RefSeq and is a predicted model, not a curated record. The coding region runs from base 126 to 2195 and encodes 689 amino acids. Lineage: Eukaryota; Metazoa; Arthropoda; Insecta; Coleoptera; Staphylinidae. Gene Ontology annotation, molecular function: ATP binding; ATP-dependent protein folding chaperone. The transcript is spliced from 6 exons. Gene Ontology annotation, cellular component: mitochondrion; cytoplasm.
AAAUUCUCGAACGUCUCGCAAUUUCAGUCCCCGUUUCGAUAGUGAGCACGUGAAGUGCGGCGCCCUGCAAUCAUCGACGAAAUUUCCUGAACGCCAACGAAAAGAACACCACAAACAGCUUGAAGAUGUUGUCCGCAGCGAGAAUGUUGAGCCGGCGUGCUCUUGACUGCGCCAAGUUGGGCCAAGAUGCGGCAGCGGCUCGCCGAUUCUCACAGUUGCUGCAGUCGGCACAAUGUGCUUCUGUAAGCAAUCCAAAGUACAACCAACUACGAUACAAGUCCGAAGGCGUAAAAGGCGCAGUUAUUGGCAUCGAUCUUGGCACAACCAACUCCUGCGUCGCGGUCAUGGAAGGCAAACAAGCUAAGGUUAUCGAGAAUGCUGAAGGUUCACGCACCACCCCCUCGGUGGUGGCUUUCACCAAGGAAGGCGAACGUCUUGUGGGCAUGCCAGCUAAGCGUCAAGCCGUCACCAACUCGUCUAACACCUUCUACGCGACAAAACGUCUGAUUGGCAGGCGUUUUGAUGACGCCGAGGUCAAAAAAGACAUGAACAAUGUUUCGUAUAAAAUCGUCCGCGCCUCGAAUGGUGAUGCCUGGGUGCAAGGCUCCGACGGUAAGAUGUACUCGCCAAGUCAGAUUGGAGCAUUCACGCUGAUCAAAAUGAAGGAGACUGCCGAGCAGUACCUGAACGUAAAGGUGAAGAACGCCGUUGUGACUGUCCCAGCCUACUUCAACGACUCGCAGCGCCAAGCUACGAAAGAUGCCGGGCAAAUUUCUGGUUUAAAUGUGCUGCGGGUGAUUAACGAACCCACUGCGGCUGCUCUUGCUUAUGGUAUGGAUAAAACUGAAGAUAAAAUCAUUGCUGUAUAUGAUUUGGGCGGUGGUACCUUCGAUAUUUCCAUCUUGGAGAUCCAAAAAGGUGUCUUUGAGGUGAAAUCCACCAACGGUGACACUUUCCUCGGCGGUGAGGACUUUGACAAUCUGCUUGUCAAUCAUCUGGUGCAGGAAUUCAAGAAAGAGCAAGGUUUGGACGUCACCAAGGACCCCAUGGCGAUGCAACGUCUGAAGGAAGCCGCUGAGAAGGCCAAGAUUGAAUUGUCUUCCUCUCUACAAACCGAUAUCAACCUCCCCUACUUGACCAUGGAUGCAUCUGGGCCUAAACACAUGAAUCUGAAGCUCACCCGCGCGAAAUUCGAACAAUUGGUAGGUGAUCUCAUCAAGCGCACUGUCCAGCCAUGCCAGAAGGCGUUGAAGGACGCUGAGGUGUCAAAAUCCGACGUUGGAGAGGUUUUGCUGGUUGGUGGUAUGAGUCGCAUGCCUAAGGUACAAGCCACCGUACAGGAAGUGUUCGGCAAACAGCCAUCGCGAGCUGUAAACCCAGACGAAGCUGUUGCCGUCGGCGCAGCCGUCCAGGGCGGUGUCUUGGCCGGUGAUGUUACAGAUGUACUCUUGUUGGACGUCACCCCAUUGUCGCUGGGUAUCGAAACACUCGGCGGUGUCUUCACUAGACUCAUCGGUAGGAAUACCACGAUUCCAACCAAGAAGAGUCAGGUAUUCUCGACGGCUGCUGAUGGCCAGACGCAGGUGGAGAUUAAGGUGCAUCAGGGUGAGCGUGAGAUGGCGACGGAUAACAAGCAGCUGGGGCAGUUCACACUGGUUGGUAUCCCGCCUGCGCCGAGGGGUGUACCACAAAUUGAGGUCACUUUUGAUAUCGAUGCGAAUGGUAUUGUGCAUGUUUCUGCUAGGGAUAAGGGCACAGGAAAGGAACAACAAAUUGUUAUCCAGUCUUCUGGUGGUCUGAGCAAGGACGAAAUUGAGAAUAUGGUUAAGAAUGCCGAGCAAUACGCACAGGCUGAUAAGGUAAAGAAGGAUCGUGUUGAGGCUGUCAAUCAGGCGGAAGGUAUCGUCCACGAUACUGAAACCAAAAUGGAAGAGUACAAGGAUCAGCUGCCCAAGGACGAAUGCGAGAAACUCAAGGAGGAAAUCGGUAAAGUACGCGAAAUGCUCGCCAAGAAGGACGAGAUGGACCCGGAGGAAAUCCGCAAAACCACCAGCACACUCCAACAGUCUUCUUUGAAACUCUUCGAGAUGGCAUACAAAAAAAUGGCUGCUGAACGUGAGGGAAGCAAUCAAGCCAACCAACAGCAAGACGCCGCCUCCAGUGACAAACAGGAGAAGAAAGAAGAGAAGAAUUAAACUUGAUCACCAUUCGAAAACCUAAAAUUCGUAAAAUUCUCCGCUACGAAAAACGCAACCAAAAAACAAUUCGAUGAAAAUCAUCCUCACCCAUCACUGCGCGCGCAUACCAUUUAUUCUCAUGACGUGCUAGGGUGUUGGAUGAGCGCGCCGCCGCCCCUCCGUUUGAAUUACCUGUGGAGCGGCGGCGCGCGCGACAUUCUUGUGUUUGUCCCUUUUUUUACUUAUGUACAUACUUGAUCAUCUCGAUACUUAUCAUCGCACGCGGACAAUUAUAUAUUUCCAUUUUCUGAUGAAGGAGAGAAAAACAAGCAUCGCGUUUGUUUUCAUUGUGUGAUGCUGUAGAUAAUAAUGACUAAAUGGAAAUACUGUGCGGUGAUAUAGCAGUUAGAAACAAAUCCUGAUUCCGGUACGAAUGCAAUGCAAAUUGAAAUUGAAUGAAUGCUCGAAAUGUGUGCAUGAAACAUGAAAAGUCGAAGAGGAAGAAAGAAGUAGGUAGUCAAACGAAUACAUUAUUUGAUGGUUAUUAUAUAAUAUAAUGUAUGUUUUUAUGCGAGGAGCGAUGCAGAACGUGGAAAAUAUUAAAUAUUUUGUUUCGUA